Molecule: messenger RNA, 1338 nt
Organism: Tauraco erythrolophus (red-crested turaco)
Lineage: Eukaryota; Metazoa; Chordata; Aves; Musophagiformes; Musophagidae
Gene: HOXD4
Product: homeobox D4
Biological process (GO): embryonic skeletal system morphogenesis; anterior/posterior pattern specification; positive regulation of transcription by RNA polymerase II
Cellular component (GO): nucleoplasm; nucleus
Molecular function (GO): RNA polymerase II cis-regulatory region sequence-specific DNA binding; DNA-binding transcription factor activity, RNA polymerase II-specific
Source: RefSeq, a predicted model, not a curated record
AUGGCCAUGAGUUCGUAUAUGGUGAACUCUAAGUAUGUGGAUCCCAAAUUUCCUCCUUGCGAGGAAUAUUUGCAGAACAGCUACCUAGGCGAGCAGGGGGCCGAGUACUACAGUGCCUCGCAGGGCUCUGAUUUCCAGCACCAGGGACUCUACCCACGGUCAAACUACAGCGAGCAGCCCUUUAGCUGUAGCAAUGCCCCAGGCUCUGCCGUGCAGCCGCGGGGUCAUGGACAGGAGCCAUCCGAGCCCUUCCCCGGCCAAGCAGAGCAUUGUCCACCGCCUCCAAUGCCCAACUCGCGAGCCUGCAGCCAGCAGCCGGCCCUCAAACCCCCAAACGGGUCAGCAGUUAAGCAGCCAGCAGUAGUUUACCCCUGGAUGAAGAAAGUCCAUGUUAACUCGGUGAAUCCCAAUUACAACGGAGGGGAACCUAAACGCUCCCGCACAGCUUACACCAGACAGCAAGUCCUAGAACUGGAAAAAGAAUUUCAUUUUAACAGGUACCUGACCAGGCGCCGCCGUAUCGAGAUAGCCCACACUUUGUGUCUCUCUGAGCGCCAGAUCAAGAUCUGGUUUCAGAACAGAAGAAUGAAGUGGAAAAAAGACCACAAACUGCCCAACACGAAGGGCAGGUCUUCUUCCUCUGGUUCAAACCCCCAUUUACAGACUGGUUCCAAGGACCAUCAGACUGACUUGACAACUUUGUAGAAGAGGUGAAAUUUUCCAUUUCAUCCUUCGCUUCUGACCAGUACUGUACAUAACUGACAUUGCCCAAGCAGAACCCGCAUGUAGCAGCUAAGGACUCGAGAAACUGUCAUCUUUCUUUAAGGUACUGUUGUAUAAAGGAGACAAAAUGACGCUACUUUGGACUUUAUUUUAUUUGCCUCUGCUAGCACAACCUGAAAAAGGAAAAAAAAAACAAGGGGGGGGGGAGGAGAAACAUCGUGCAGGCAGUGGGAAUUGGGAAAAUAUUAAACGAGACCUUCUGUCCAUAAAAAGUAAUAAAUCAUUGAAAAUGAAACUGUCCUGUGUUUCAGUUUUGAGUUCGAAAGUGAAGGUUUAUUCUGGGAUUUUACUUUUAAUUGUCUUUUUAUCCCAUGCAAUUUCAGGAGGAUGCGUUUGGGCAAGUUGAGGACAGGAAAUUUAUAGCAUAGUCUUUUAUUUGAACAUAAAGACUAGUAAUUGUGAACUUUUUGUGCUGCUUUACCUUUCUCGGUGUAAAGAAAAUACAUGCUAAUUUCCAUAACGUCUCAGACGAUGUGCAUAGGCAUUAAGUGAAAACGGGUUAUUUUAUGUACUGAUAGUGUUAGCGUAUUUAUUUAUUUGUUAUGUAGAAGUGUG